This is a messenger RNA of Centropristis striata (black sea bass), 2019 nucleotides long. RefSeq names its product CD2 (cytoplasmic tail) binding protein 2 (gene cd2bp2). The transcript has 6 exons. Gene Ontology annotation, molecular function: protein binding. Bases 695 to 1840 code for a protein of 381 amino acids. Gene Ontology annotation, cellular component: U5 snRNP. The record is from RefSeq and is a predicted model, not a curated record. NCBI's taxonomy places the organism in Eukaryota, Metazoa, Chordata, Actinopteri, Perciformes, Serranidae.
UUUAUUUUUGUUAUUGCAUAUUUUUUGUUAAGUAUUUGAAUCUGCAAGUAACUAAAGUUAUGCAAUUGAAGUGGGUAGUAAAAAAUACAAUAUGUAGUGAAGUCGAAGUAUGCAGUAGCAUAAAAAUCGAAAAUACUCAUACUAUAUAAUACUCUAAUUAAAUUACAAGUACCUUUAAAUUGUACUUAAGUGGGCUACAGUAAUUUAGUAAAUAAAAUGACUUACACUUACACUCGUCACCAGGUGGUGGCGGUAAUGUGCCGUAUCGUUAUUUACCAACUAGCACAGAAAUUAAGAGAGGGUAGAAGAAGAAUUCAAGCAGCGAAGAAGAAACGAAACGAACGACGUUUGAAUUAUUUUCAGGUUUUGACACACUUUCCAGCUAAAUAUCGGUUUAUUCGCCUCAUUUGCUUGUUUUCACACUAAUAUAAUAUACAGGUUACAUUAUAGUAGUUCACUAAGUGCAACAGUACCUGUAGCGAGAGUUUGCUCUAUAAUAACGGCUUUACGUCUUCUGCAUGCGCUGCGUGUCUGCUAACAUUUUUAGCAACAAUGCUAACAUGAGUUGUGUUGUAACCGCGCAUAUUCACACUGUUACAAGAAUCUACUCUAUGAAAGUGUGACAACGCCACUCACUGCCGUUGUAGUAGUCUUUGAGGAAUAAAAGCGUCACUGUUUUGCCUUCUGUAGCACCAUGUCGAAGAGGAAAGUAACAUUUGAAGACGGCGACGGAGGGUUAGAGGCUGAUGACGACAUCCCAAACAAAAAGAGUUGUGAGGCUGUGAGUGGACCAGGCUCCAGGUUUAAGGGCAAACAUUCCCUUGACAGUGAUGAAGAGGAUGAAGGAGAGGACUCAAAAAGCAGCAGCAAAUAUGACAUUCUGGCCAGUGAUGAUGUGGAGGGCCAAGAGGGAGCAACAAUCGACUAUGAUGAGGGAGUUUCUAUUACACCUUUCAAUCUGGAUGAGGAGAUGCAGGAAGGGCAUUUCGACUCGGAGGGAAACUAUUUCAUCAAAAAGGAAGAACAGAUUAGAGACAACUGGCUGGACAACAUCGACUGGGUGAGAGUUAAAGAACAGCCUUUCAAACAAAAGAAGAAAGGUCUUGCAGCCAAACGGAAACGCAGAGUCGGUGAUGAGGAUGAGGCUGAGGAAGAGAAACAGAGAGAAGAGAAACAGGCAGACAAAGAAAAUGACGAAGAAGAAGAGGAGGAGGAGGCAGAGCCUGCAGAAGACCCGCUGGCAUCCUACACACAACACCAGCUCACUGAAGCUGUGGUCGAACUGCUGCUACCUGGGGAGACGGUGGCCAAGGCGCUCCGACGGCUGGGAGGCCUUGGAGGACAGAAAAAAGGGAAGCUGAGACAAGAGACUGAACCAACAGAGGAAACCAAAAGGGAUGCAGAAAAACUCGACAGGCUCACAGCUUUAGCUGACAGAUUGGUUGGAUCUGGGAUGUUUGAGAUUUAUCAGCAAACAUAUGAAAAACUGGCCUAUUUGAUGAAGAGCAUGAGCAGCAAGCGACCAGCUGUGAGGGAGGGAGCCAGUGGUGAUGAAGAAGAAGAUGAACUGGACAUGUUCGGAGAUAAAUUUGAUGAGAAGCAAACCCGCAAAACAGAUGAUAAAGAUGAAGAAGGCAGAAGAGUGAGUGAUGAAGUGAUGUGGGAGUACAAAUGGGAAAAUACAGAUGAUUCAGAAGUGUUUGGCCCCUUCACCAGUCAGCAGAUGCAGGAUUGGGUGGAUGAAGGCUAUUUCAGCACUGGUGUUUACUGCAAGAGGGUCGACCAGGAGGGCGCUCAGUUCUACAACUCCAAUAGACUGGACUUUGAGCUGUACACAUGAUUUUAGUCCACGAAUCAACAGUCACGCUUUGCCCUUAAACUUUCUUUAAUCUUUUCAACUUGGGCUCUGGUCUGUCAUUUUAACAGGGACUUUGUUUUCUGUACAUUGUUUUUAAAUAAAUCAGUCAUGUUUGUGGUGUUGCUAAAAGCCUUUUUUAAUUUUUAUUUUUUUGAACCAAA